This is a messenger RNA of Nylanderia fulva, 5942 nucleotides long. It is a transcript of the gene Cdk12, whose product is annotated as Cyclin-dependent kinase 12. Lineage: Eukaryota; Metazoa; Arthropoda; Insecta; Hymenoptera; Formicidae. The record is from RefSeq and is a predicted model, not a curated record. Gene Ontology annotation, molecular function: ATP binding; RNA polymerase II CTD heptapeptide repeat kinase activity; cyclin binding. Gene Ontology annotation, biological process: protein phosphorylation; positive regulation of transcription elongation by RNA polymerase II. Gene Ontology annotation, cellular component: cyclin/CDK positive transcription elongation factor complex; nucleus.
CGUCCAACUUUCUUCUCCUCUCCCCCGGAAGAAGAAACUGGGCGAGUCCGUGUGCUUAGAGAGAGCAAUGGCGGCCGCGCUGGCUCGCCCGAGAGAUUCGUGACCACGCGUUUUGUCACUUCCUCUUAGUCCAGCGCUGAUUUUCCCGCCUUGCCUUCCGCCGAACGAUAUUUUCUCGUCCUCGAUCCGGAUGGAAUAAAGCGCGACCGCUCGCUCGCUCUCUCGCGCGCAGGAUAAUCGCGUCAUCUCGCGAUAUCGCCCAUAUACAUAUAAAUAUAUAUAUAUACACAUAAUAUAUAUGUCGAUGUGUGCGUGAGCGAGCGCGGACGCGUGUGCGUCUUACGUGCAUGAGGGAUUGUUGAGGAGAGUGUAUAUAUAUCGUGAGUGUACAUAUUCAUGACGAUCGGCCUCGAGACUGUGUCGGAACACGUCGGAACGAUACCGUCACUUCCGAUUGUUGUUGAGUUUCCACCGAUGCCAGGUAGGUGACAUGCCUAGCACUCGUGAUAUCGAACGGGCGGAACGUAAUGGGAGAUUUCGCUCGCGAAGAAGAGGCAGCACGAGCAGCGACGUGAACCGACACACCUUUGACGGUGCUGAUAAGCGACACAGACGGCAUGGCAAGAGCAAGAAUUCCGGGAAGAAGAAGAAGAAACGUUCCCGCGACAAAUCACUGGAGAAUGUGCCUACUGUAGCUUCUUCAGUUGUCAAACCAUUAGUUGAGUACUCCGACGUAAGCAGCGAGGAUCUUUCUGAGCCGGAAGCCGGAGAGAUACAAUCGGAGGAUAGUCGCGCCAAUAGUUACACGGAUGGGGAAGUACCUGAAUCGCUUCUUCAGAGGCGAUACUAUGGCGGUAGCCCGGUACCUCGAGCCCUCGGUGCGUCACCCAUCAGCCUGUCGCCGUCACCACCGGUUCAUCGACACGCCAUCGGUAGAUGUUACUCGCCGAAUGAGCAGCAGCAGCCAGCUACGAUGCACGGUGCAACGACGCCGGAAUACGAGGAGGAAUCGAGACGAUACGCCCGGCGAAAGGAGAAGAAGCACAAACGCGAGAAGAAGAAGAAGAGGAGUCUGAGCCCGUUGUCGAAUUCGGGGAAAAAGAAGAAGAGAAAAUCCAAGAGACAUUCCGUCAGCGUGAGUCCGCACCACGCUGUCGGCGAGGACGUUCUGAGUCCGGAUCGCGAGAAGCAAUCGUCGACGGCCGGUCCCACAAAUUGGUCGGAAUCGCCGCCGUUGCCGUUGAAGGACAGCACGUCGCCGAUCUCGCCGGCGACUCCGCAGGAGCACCGAUGUCCCAGCGACGACGUGGACCUGGAGAUGUCGAGGCAGACGUCGCGCAACGUGACGCCACCCUCUCUCCUGCAGACACGGCAAACGGAAUCGCCGCACACGCCGCUGUUGCCUCCCCGCGCCACGACGCCGGAGAGCUUGAACAAGGUCAUGUCCUCCAUGCCGAAACACAGUCCCGAUCGGCAGAAACGUAGUCCUAGUAUUCACGUGAUGCGACGUAGCAGCAUGAGUCCGACGCCCAUCGGUUCGAGUCGUAGAAGACCGCAUAGUCCCAGUCCACCGUCGAGACGCAGGGAUCAUAGUCCGCCUCCGCGAAGAAGAGACUUCAGUCCCACUCCGGUGCUUCAUAGACUCAGGCACAGUCCGAGUCCUACCGCGGUUAGACGACGAGAGUUUAGCCCGAGCCCCGUGGGCAGUCACAGGCGGAGAACGGAUAGCGUCAGUUCUCCUAAGCGCAGAAGGCGAGACGAAUCCGAUCGACGCCACCGUCAUCACGACAAGGAUAGGCGGGACAAACGGAAAUCGAGAUCAACUAGGAGUCCUACUGGAAGCAGAUUACAUCUGCCUUUGUCUCGAUCGCGGUCUCGCAGUCCACAGGCAAGAUGGCGAAAGCUAUCUCGUUCAAGGUCGCGAUCGCGCAGGAGGAGCCGCACUCCGAAGAAGUCGCGCUCACCCAGCAAAUCUCACAAGUUGCUUAGAAAACACAAAUCGAAAAGUCCGCGUCCUCGAAUACCUUCUCCUUCCCCUCAUAGAUCGCGGGCCAGAAGUCCGUCGAGCAUCACCGCCCGAAAUCUUCGAGUACAGGCGAAGAUUAGCGAGACUAGUCUGUUCGCAGAGCUCGUGAAGGAUCGAAAUAUGAGGGAGCUGGCGUACAAGAAGUUACAGGCCGCGAAGGAGAAAGCUGUGAAUCAGGAUGAAGUGCAGAUUAUAGAGGGUACCGACGAGAGGGAUGGCGGCAGCAACGUGUCCUCCGAGAAUAAAACUUCCUCCACUGACAAUAAGGACAGACCUAUCAAUCACAAGGAGCAACAAGCGAAGGCUCCCGAGAGCGCGGUCGACGUUGUCGACAUUCCCGUCCCGACGACAAGCGACGAUGGUGUUUUAGCGGGCAAAACACCGCCGUUGCCACCCAUCGGUCAAACAUCUGUCGCAGCUGUUGCAUCCAAUCCGACGUCCGGCGUGGUGGCAAAUCCCCUUGUUCCUCACACGAUUAUACAUACCUCGCCCAAUACAUCAUCAUUAUCGUCAUCGAUGCCACCCAAUAACUGUCCAAUCACCAUAUCGCACAGCCCGAAUUUUUCAGCUCCCGCUCCUGGUGUACAGCCGCCGCUACCGCCUCCACCACCACUGCCGCAAUCCGUCGAAGCCGUGUCGACAGUCUUACCGCAAGUUCCUGCGCCCGUUGUGCCCAUGUCGGUGCCGCCGAUUCCACCGGCACCGACUUUACCCAACAUGUCUGUCCCACCGCCACCGAUUCCUGUUCCGGCGCCCACAAUUAUGUCCAAAUUCAAUCCGCCUAACAAUCUUGUGCCACUGAAGUCGGUGGAUCCUCCCAAACCUCCCAUAGUAACGUUCACGACCAAAAGUCUGAAGAGAUUACCAAUGCCACCCGGCAUCAAUCAGAACGAUCUGGAGAGCAUAGAUUCCCCGCCGAGUCGAUCUCCAACUCCUCCCAGCAAAACGCAGUCCAAGUUUGCAACGGUAUCGACGCCGAAGCCACCGCAAAAGAAGGGCAUCAAGGAUCUGCCGAUGCCACCAGUUGUACCUGGAUCGGAAGACUUGAGUGGCGAGGACGAUCCGAAUGCGACGCCGCCACGUUUGAAGCUUGAACGAGUGGCGCCAAAACCCAAGCUGAAGAGACCGAAAAUACUAAAGCGCAGAGGAUCGCGAAAUUGUCAUGCUCCCAUGUCAGCCUCUGGCGGCAAAGAUUGGGGAGAACGAUGCGUCGACGUGUUCGAGUUUAUAACGCAAAUCGGAGAAGGUACUUACGGACAGGUGUAUAAGGCACGAGACAAACGAGCAGGAGUACUGGUAGCCUUGAAGAAGGUUCGCCUUGAGAACGAGAAAGAGGGCUUCCCCGUCACGGCGGUCAGAGAAAUAAAAAUUCUGCGACAACUGAAUCACAAAAACAUUGUUAAUCUUAGAGAAAUAGUCACCGAUAAGCAAGAUGCACUGGACUUUCGAAAGGAUAAAGGUUCUUUUUAUUUAGUUUUCGAAUACAUGGAUCAUGAUUUAAUGGGCCUACUGGAAUCCGGUAUGGUGGAUUUCAACGAGAUGAAUAACGCCAGUAUCAUGAAACAAUUGCUGGAUGGUUUGAAUUAUUGUCAUAGCAAAAAUUUUCUGCAUCGAGAUAUUAAAUGCUCGAAUAUAUUGAUGAAUAAUAAGGGCGAGGUUAAACUGGCCGACUUUGGUUUGGCACGAUUAUAUAAUGCGGAGGACAGACAGAGGCCAUACACUAACAAGGUGAUCACUCUAUGGUACAGACCUCCCGAACUUUUGCUAGGGGAGGAACGUUACGGGCCCGCAAUUGACGUGUGGAGUUGUGGGUGUAUCUUGGGAGAAUUAUUCUCGAAGAAACCGUUGUUCCAGGCCAAUGUAGAUAUGAUGCAGCUGGAGAUGAUUUCGAGGGUUUGUGGAACUCCAACUCCCGCUGUUUGGCCUUCUGUGAUAAAAUUACCGCACUGGCAUACACUUAAGCCAAAAAAGCAGCAUAGAAGACGUCUGAGGGAGGAUUUCUCGUUUAUGCCAGGGCCUGCCUUGGAUCUCCUCGAUAAGAUGUUGGAAUUAGAUCCUGAGAAGCGAAUAACGGCAGCCGACGCGCUCAAGAGCGCUUGGCUGAAGAAUGUUCAGCCUGAACAGAUGCCAGCACCACAGCUUCCGACUUGGCAAGAUUGUCAUGAGCUCUGGAGUAAAAAGCGAAAACGCUUAUUACGGGAACAGCAAGAGAGUGCUGCGGCGAAGAUGCCUCUUCUUCCCUUCCCGAAUAAAGGAGGUCCCCACAAGGACGAUUUAUCAGAUGUCGGAGGGUCCUCCAAGCGGCUAAAAAUGGAAGCGGGCUAUAAUUCACAUCCGAACAGGCUCGGUGCUGAAGGUCAUUACGGUGAAGACAAUUUAUUUAAUCAGAGUGGACCGUACAUAGUGUCUACGCCGUCGUAUUAUUUCAACAAUUCACCGCCCGUCAAAUCGCAAUCGAAUCUGAAGGGAGACAAUCAGCCAUUAGAAAUGUGCGCCGAAGGUAAUCUCGCCCGGAGGCUGAUGAUUCUUACCAAUUCCUUGAAUCAGGGAAAACCAAUUCGUGUCGACGACCUUCUGUCGCUUCGAACGGACCAAACUGAGUGUGAUCCCAAAGUGGUGCAAUUGUUGGGGGAUCUACGCGCGGAACUUCGUCUCGCUGCGAACGCCAGACCUGGUGGACAACUGGAUCCUCAUCUUCCCAUACUGAACCCGCCUCUAUUAGAUACGAACAUGCCGCACGGACCGGGUAACUUCGAUGCGCAUGCUGUGUACGCCGGCGACGACGCCGUGAGCUCCCACGGGAGGUGGUCGCAGCUGGCCACCGCUGGUGUCCGGAACGCUCUUUCGGCGCUUAUUUCGUAUUACGGUCUGGAUAACAUCUACACCAAUCCCGUCAGCUCCGCCGCCCCUGGGAUCGGCCGAUUACCGCCAGGUAAACCGCCGAUGCAGCCUGCAAACCUGGCACAGAAUAUUUUUUUGCCCUCGACUUCCUCGCAGCAAUCCGCGUUCAGCUCGUAAUGAUUUGUGCAAAGUCAUCAUGCGGUACCAAGGGCCUGCGUAUGGAUAUGUGCGCGCAAAAUCGCACGGAAGGGAUGAGAAAGAAGGAGAAAUUUAUAUAAAUAUAUCGCUAUUUUUUAAAUUAUACUAGCGAUAGGAAAAACAGGAGAGAAAGAUGGUAUCAUCCAUAUCAUCGAUCUGUUUAUAGCCUUCGUUAUCAUCACUCCGUUAAUUAUAAGUGCACACUCAGUGUAUAAUUGUGUAUAAAUUACGAUACGCGACUAGAUAUUUAAUUAGGAUGUACGAGUUCUCUCCCCAAAUGACAGUGGUAUUAUAAUCAUUAUAGUGCACACCUUGAAUUACUAACGAUACGGUUGUUUUUCAAAGUCAUCAUUCAAUCAGUCAUGGUGCUGAACGACGUUGUUCUCUGACAUUUCUUUCCCGCAUCAUAUUAUGAAAGAUCUGUGAUACACAUGUGUAUAUAAAUAUACAUACAUUACAUUUAGAUAUAUAUAUAAAUAUACAUAUACUGCGAGUGUAGAAACCUGAAUUUCUCAAAUGGAGUUCGAUCUUUCCCGACGCUUUGUCUCAUUCUCCGAUAAAGAAAAAAAAGACUUUCGUUCGCAAUACUCGACGCGAGAUCUCUAUAAGAUUUUGCAUUCUGUUUCUAUUGUAAUCACACGAAUAAGAGAGAAUUUUAUUUUCGAGAAAAGUUGAGCGAGACACGCUAGCAAGAAAGCUGGUUGAUUUGAGUAACAAUGUGGUGGUAACGCUAAGAAAAAAAUGUGAAUAUUUAUUUAUUGCUUAAGAUUUUUUAUAUAAGACGCUAGCGCUUAUUUAUUAUAAACGUAUUUACGGUGUACAAUGUACAUACUUAUGUGCUAAGGAUAUACAAUAAAGAUAUCGAUAGAAAAAUGUC